AUGGAGUACCAACAAUUGCUAAUACCUUUCUGCUUCUAUUCACUUAUUAUCCUUUCUGUCCAGCAAUCGCAGCUUACUGGCUUCUCAUAUGCUGGGCAACAUCUAUGUGCCCGCGAUGAUGCCUUUUAUUUGCUUCAAUUUAAGAAAGGCCUCACAAUUCAUCCCAAAGGAAGUUAUAAUCAUGCGUGUUACUACAAGGCCCGAGCCAAGACUUUAUCCUGGAAUGUUACAGGAGAUUGUUGCAAAUGGUAUGGUGUUACUUGCAAUGGAUUUACGGGUCACGUGAUAGGCCUCGAUCUUUCUUGCAGCUUUCUUUACGGAACUAUUAAUGCUAACAGCAGCCUCUCAAAAUUAAACAAGCUCAUUUCUUUAGAUCUCUCUUUCAACGAUUUUGGAGGCUCAAUUUUAGAAUCCAUUGGCAACCUCACUGCAAUUAGAGAGUUGACACUUUCAAAUAACAAAUUCACUGGUAAUGUUCCCUCAACUAUCUCAAAAUUAAACAAGCUCAUUUCUUUAGAUAUCUCUUCCAACCAUUUUGGAGGCUCAAUUUUAGAAUCCAUUGGCAACCUCACUGCAAUUAGAGAGUUGACACUUUCAAAUAACAAAUUCACUGGUAAUGUUCCCUCAACUAUCUCAAAAUUAAACAAGCUCAUUUCUUUAGAUAUCUCUUCCAACCAUUUUGGAGGCUCAAUUCCAGAAUCCAUUGGUAAUUUCACUAGAAUUACAAGUUUGGAUCUUUCGAAUAACAGUUUCAGCGGAAAUGUUCCCUCAACUGUAGGAAAGCUGAACAAACUUAGCUCCUUAGGCCUCUCUUUCAAUAAUUUUGAAGGCUCGAUUCCAGACAUCUUUGCCAACCUUUCAGAGCUAUCUUAUUUAUAUUUUGAAACUAACAAUUUCACUGGCUCAUUCCCCUAUUCAAUUACAUCCUUGACUCACCUUGGAGGAUUAGAGUUGCACAACAAUUUACUAACUGGUACACUUCCCUUUAAUAUAAGUGGGCUUCAAGAGCUACAAACACUUGAUUUGUCCUUCAAUUAUUUCACUGGCACAGCACCCCCUUGGUUAUUCAAUCUUCCAUUGCUGUCGGAUUUAUAUGUUCAAUCCAAUCAAUUAACCAAAUUGCCAAAUGAGAUCAAGAGCGAUCACUUAAAGCACUCUGAAAUUGAUCUUUCGAACAACAAGUUGCACGGUAAAAUCCCUGAUUGGAUGUUAUCCAUGACCGUGGACGUGCUAGAUCUCUCUCAUAACUUCCUCACAGGCAUUGAAAAACAAGUAUGGCGCUCAAUGGAUUUGUUCUACCUUAAUUUGGAGAACAAUUCUCUUCAAGGGUCUUUGCUUCCGUCCAUUUGUGACAUGACUAGGCUUCGAAUCCUCAAUUUGGCUCAUAACAAUUUCAGUGGUUCAAUCCCAACAUGUUUGGGUAGUAGUCCCCUUGCUAUUUUAGACUUGCGAAUGAACAAUUUUCAUGGAGAGAUACCAAGAUUCUUACCAAAAGGGUUACAGUACCUUAGUUUACAUGGCAAUCAACUGGGGGGACAAGUUCCACGAUCCUUGGUUAACUGUACAAACUUGGAAGCUCUCGAUUUGGGGAAUAACAAGAUAAAUGACACGUUCCCCAUCUGGCUGGAGAAACUUCCAAACCUACAAAUUAUGAUUCUGAAAUCAAAUCUCUUUCACGGUCCAAUUGGUGAAUUAGUGUCCGAGUUUCCAUUUCCUGAGUUACGAAUCUUUGACCUUUCCUUCAAUGGGUUCACUGGAACUUUGCCACCUAAUUUUUUCAAAAAAUUUAGAGGUAUGAUGGAUGUGGAUGAAGAAAAAACAGGAAUUAUGAUGGAUGUGGAUGAAGAAAAAAUAGGAAUUACUCGAGACAGAAUUACCUUUACCAUGUUAGCUUGGUGA
Molecule: messenger RNA, 1899 nt
Organism: Lycium ferocissimum
Lineage: Eukaryota; Viridiplantae; Streptophyta; Magnoliopsida; Solanales; Solanaceae
Product: receptor-like protein 53
Exons: 2
Coding region: 1-1899 (632 amino acids)
Molecular function (GO): protein binding
Source: RefSeq, a predicted model, not a curated record